GCCGAUCUGUCUAUUAUCAAACCCGGCCGCCCGGCUUUUGUUGGUUUGUUGCGUGUGUUUUCAGUUUCUUGUGUCAGUUGUGCUCUCAAUGCUCAUGUCACAUUUAACUUUGCAAAAUAUACGAAACGAGGUAUCUAAAGUCUGUCUCGUUGGGAGUUAUUCAUGUUAAGCCCUCAGGAAUAUAUUUGAACAUCGACUCGGCUCCCAUGACCCCUAAGACAACUGCCGAUUACUCUUAAUUGAAUCGAAAUAGUUGCAUGUGGUGGUGAUAGUCACCAGUUUCUGCCUAUGAAACACAAUCGAAAGGAAGAGACUUUGGACCCGGAUUUCAUCAGCAACACUCCAUGAACCGCAUGUAAUCAUCUUCGACUCACUGUCUCCUGUUAUAAUAGUCCUCAAUGAGCCGGUUCUUGUGGCUUGUACCCAAGCACAAAAAUAGCAACUAUGCUUCCAAGGGCAGGAAAGGACUUUUUGGUGCGAAUCUCGUUUUAUUCCAAACCCUUUUUUCAAGGGAGAUACUUGAUAGUCACAAACACGUUGAGCGGAGGAGGCAUGUUGGCGCUCGGCGACUUUCUUCAGCAAACCCGUGAGAAGCGAAAGGAUCCGGAGAGAGUUCGGGACUGGACACGGACAGGACGCAUGUUUGCAGUGGGAUUUUCCAUGGGACCAGUGCUGCACUACUGGUACGGCUGGCUGGAUAAGUUCUACGUCGGCCAUGCGUUGAAAACAGUCGGCAAGAAGGUUCUGGUGGAUCAAAUGGUGGCAUCUCCGACCCUUGGACUGUGGUACUUUCUCGGUAUGGGUGUUAUGGAAGGUAAAACCUUAUCCAAGGGAUUGGAAGAGUUCAAGGACAAGUUCUGGGAGUUUAUGCUGGCCGACUGGUGUGUGUGGCCUGCCGCGCAGAUGGUUAACUUCUACUUCCUGUCACCCAAAUACCGCGUCAUCUACGUCAACACCAUCACCUUAGGUUGGGACACCUACCUGUCCUACCUGAAGCACAGGGACGACAGGCCGCAGGCUGUGUCGGUUUCAGACUGUAGUACCCCGGACAUACACCAGGAGGACCCUCAAACUGUUGACUCAACCAAGCCACAGGAGCAGGAAGUUUAGAGCAAUAAUCCAAUACUCCUCAUGAAGAUGAACACUCUUUUGGUUUCUGUUCACCCGUACAAUACACUUCCUGUCUUUGUUUCCCAGACAGGAAGUGAGGUAACAAAGCAGUAAUCGACCUGCAGAAGGGCAGCUAUGAGAUUGUCAAUGAGGAAGAAUAGA
Molecule: messenger RNA, 1272 nt
Organism: Gadus morhua (Atlantic cod)
Lineage: Eukaryota; Metazoa; Chordata; Actinopteri; Gadiformes; Gadidae
Gene: mpv17l2
Product: MPV17 mitochondrial inner membrane protein like 2
Exons: 5
Coding region: 445-1110 (221 amino acids)
Biological process (GO): mitochondrial ribosome assembly
Cellular component (GO): membrane; cytoplasm; mitochondrion
Source: RefSeq, a predicted model, not a curated record